Drosophila yakuba is the source of this 934-nucleotide messenger RNA. RefSeq lists its product as uncharacterized. The record is from RefSeq and is a predicted model, not a curated record. NCBI's taxonomy places the organism in Eukaryota, Metazoa, Arthropoda, Insecta, Diptera, Drosophilidae. The transcript is spliced from 2 exons. Bases 236 to 784 code for a protein of 182 amino acids.
UUAAGGUUCGCGAGGUCGGAACAUAUGUCUUCUAGAUACAAGUUGACACCGGGAUAUAUUUCUUUGGCAACCGAAUUGACUUCAAUUUAUAAGCGUUCGACCCCAAAAAUCGAUCCAUUAAUAACUAUUUAGAUAAGUGUUUGCCUUUGAUUAUAUAAGAGCUAGCGACCAACACAGCCUGGCACAAUCUGAAAUUGAACUCUGGAACUAAGAAGGCCUAUCGCAACUCUCCGUAAUGUUAGCCACAUUGAUUGGUCUUACUCUGCUGCUCCAAGCUAACACGAUUGCAGGACAAGAUUACCAAGUUUAUGGAUCACCUGGCGUGCAAGUAAUAUACCCAUCCUCAUCGCAGGUUCAAGUUGUGGGCGGAAGGCAUUUCUUUCGCAACGGAUUGCGAAGGAAUCUCACGAUCAAUGCGAACGCAACCAGCCAGGAUUUUCAGCUAGUCAGCAAUGUGAGCAACGGAAAUGCCGGCAACACUCCACUUCGGAAUUUCUUAAGGUCUCUGUUUGGCCGCCAGCCAAAUAUCCAGUUUGUGAACCUGAACUCCAGAGCCUUUAACGACGUCUCUCCGGAGCCUCAAUACUGGAAUGCAUAUCGAUCCUAUGCGGCUCCAGUGGUUCUGCCCCGCACACGAGUUAAGGCUGUGCGACAGGGUGGUGUUCCACGCCGGAUUUUGGUACGGAACCUGAUGACCACCAAAUCCCAGACGACCAAUUUGCAGUCCUACAGGAUUCCCAUUUUUGAGAAUGACUUGCUGUAUGGCCCGACAUAUGUAAAAUAAUGAGCUGACUUCAAAGCGCGAACAAUUUGGGGGUUCUUCUGAAUUUACCGGACAGAAAUAUAAAUAAAAUGAACACUUUUAAGAUAAUGAAUAUUCCCGUUUUACUACGAUUUGAUUUGAAAGUGAGAAAAAUAUUUUGGCAGAAGCCAC